Messenger RNA from Aspergillus nidulans FGSC A4, 2510 nucleotides. RefSeq names its product protein hetC. Bases 60 to 2510 code for a protein of 816 amino acids. NCBI's taxonomy places the organism in Eukaryota, Fungi, Ascomycota, Eurotiomycetes, Eurotiales, Aspergillaceae. The record is from RefSeq and is a predicted model, not a curated record. The transcript has 4 exons.
CUCAACCCACAUCAUCAUAACUCUUCUAAAGAGCACUUGAACUAGUCCAGUGCUUCACCAUGGCUCCCCGACUGAGCUUCGGUCUGAGUACCCUGCUCGCACUGGGGCUUGUCCUGCUUCUGCUCCCCUGCCAAGUCCAUGCUUUUGGUGCCGGCAACAUCGCAUCUAUCUCAAAGGUCGAAGGCAAGAAUUGGCGCCAUGGAGAUAUCGAGGACAUGCUCAAGACUAUCGCCUUCAUCAAGGGUCAUAAAUGGACCUCGAACAUGGUCAAGCGGGUGUACUUUGGAAACUGGUUGAGAGAUUACUCUCAGGCUAUGGACGUCGGUACCCUCAAGAGUCUUCCCGCCGAUACUAUACGCAUCCUUGUCUGGAUCCUUUCGUUCCUGUCGUUUGGCUAUGCGACGGCUGAGUUUGAGGUUACGGCUGACAGGCUCGGGGUUUACCGGCCAGAGGAGCAUAUUGACAACCCCAAAGAUUAUGCCGAUAACCUGGAUGCUCGCCAAUACGACCAGCGCCUGCGCGGGCCUAUUCGACAAAUCGAACUCGAAAUCGACCCGGAGACUGGGAUGAAGAACUAUAUUGCCAAUGAGAAAGGAGACUGGGCUACAAGUGCGGCGUAUAUCAAGUACAGCUUAGCUCGCAGCAUUCAUUAUGGGAGAUUGUAUACCAGCGGUGGACACCGCAAGGGCAACGAGGAGGAUCUUUUCGAAGCACUUCGAUGUCUCGGCCAGGGUUUGCAUACCCUUGAGGAUUUCGCAGCGCACACAAACUACUGUGAGCUUGCCCUCCGGGAGAUGGGCUUCCACAAUGUGUUCCCGCACACCGGCACCCAGACCCAGAUGAAUAUCCGCGGCCAUCAUGUCUAUCCGUUGGUCACGGGAACUUUCGGCAUGGUUGACUUCUUUCAUUCGGUCCUUGGAGAGGCGUCGGAUCAUUUUACUCAGUCGGAGAUUAAUGAGAUGGAUAUUGCGCUUGGAGAUGCACAAUCGAGCUCGUCCGCCAAUUCUUUGAACUCCCUUACAGGGCUUUUAGGGAAGGUUCCGGGAUGUGGUGAUCUGGUCGCUGAGGCAGAGGCACUCAAACGCCGUUCAGAAGCCCAGCAGUCUUCAAACAGCCGCAGUGGCGCUGACCUUGGCUACGCGGCUGGCCAGUUCACUCGCUCGUUCAACGAUGACUCGGAGCAAAGCCGUGGCGUGCACGAGCAGAGCAGGGCAGAUGCACCGUCAGGAGCUAACAAGCCCACCGGCUUACCUGGAAUGCCAGAUUUUAACCCAGCGGAAACCAUUGCGAAAAUCUACCCUAUCCUCGAAUUCCGUGACAAGGUCGUCCGAAAGGUCUCGUCAAUCAUAGAGAAGAUUCCCGGGUUGGAGGCCCUCGUCGAGAAAAUCACCGAAACGUUGACAGUCUUCAUUAUGUCUUUGCUUGCUCCUUUCAUCCGCCCUAUUAUUAACGCUGCCUCCAAGUCCCUACAAACCGGCUCUGCUGGCGUGAUUGAAUCUUCGGGGAAGCAUCAGUUUGAACCCUGGACUAACCCGCACUGCACUGACCCAACACAUUCCAUGCUGUCAAAGGACCAUUUCUCUAACAUUCUUAACGAGCCUGCUGGCCUUGUCGCGUCCGCCAUUCUCAAGUACGUUACUCCCCGCGUACUGCACGCCUGGGAGAACAUCAACAUAUCAGAACAGCAAGUUCUCCACGAUGCCCUAGAGGUGUUCCACCACCCUGCGCUCCGGAACAUGCGUAAUGAGGCCCAUCGCACUAUGUUCGAGGCCGUUCAAUCCUGGGUCCACGCAAUGCCAGACCGAGGCGCCAAACUCAAUGAUAUCCUCAGCUCCGAGGGUGUCAAGACCGGGAAGAACAACGGCGGACAGGUCGGUCAUGGCUCCCAUUCCCACGCGCAAGGCGGUUUCCCCGCCCUAGGUGGUGCUGCUGCUGCACAUGGUCAUAGCUACGGUAGUCACAGCUAUGGCCAAACUUCCAGCCAUAGUUACACACCCCACACCCAAUCCCAGCAACAGCAGCAAAGCUCCAGUUCAGGGUCAGGGCUUCCCUGGGAAAAACUCUCCGACCAACUAAGCGGCCUGCCCAUCCCUGGGAUUUCGAAUAUCAAUAAGCUCAGCAAUAAGCUCUCCAGCUUUGGCUUGGGAGGUUCAUCCCGAGACGAAAAGGAUAAUACACCCCCACCGCAACAGCACCACUAUGAGCCUUCAUAUAACCAACAGUCUUACCCCUCCCAUACCCCUCCCCCUCCACACCAUCAGCCCGGACGCUACGGCGCCCCAUCUUACGACGGUGGGUAUGGCCAGCCGCCGCAUCAUCAGCAACAUCAUGGACAUGGGUAUGGCCACCCGCCUCCUGCUUCUCAAGGAUAUGGACAUGAUUACGGUCAGGGACAUCACCAGCAUGAGCAUCAUCAACAUGGCCAACACCCCCACCAUCCUCCACAGGGACAUGGAUACGGAGGUGGAGGCGGAUACGGUGGUGGUUAUGGAAGCGGAUACAGGUACUAG